ACGUUCUUUGUUUUUAGGUUCUCUGUUUGAUAAUUGUAUAAUGGUAACUCCACUUUCUUUAUUUACAGCCAAUCAGCUGAUAAAACAUCAUUUAUUAAAAUUUAUUUACGCGGGUUGACAACAAAAAAAAAAAGAAGAUGGCAAGCGAAGAAUUGUUUCCUGCAGAAUUAUCCGAGGAAAUUAAAAACAAGAACUUUAAUGAAGAGGAGAAAACUGAGAUUUUGGAAAAGGAGGCAGAAGUUGAAAUAGCGGAUAAUGUUGAAGCUGUUGAAGCGGCUUCGGAAGAAAAAGUAAAUGGUGCUAGCGAAAAUGUCGCACCAGAGGCUCGCUUGUUCCAACUGCCGCUAUCGCGUAUAAGGAACUUAAUGAAGUUAGAUCCCGAUCUGAACAUUGCCUCAAAUGAAGCUGUCUUUGUGGUUGCACGUUCAACGGAACUGUUUAUAGAAUCGCUGGCACGUGAAGCUUUUUCAUAUACAACACAAUCUAAGAAAAAGACAGUACAGAAACGGGAUGUAGAUUUGGCCAUAUCGUCAGUGGAUAGUUUAAUGUUUCUGGAUGGCGCAAUGAAUUUUUAAUGCUAACUUUUUAUAUAUUAUAUUUAUAUUUGUAAUAAAUUAUAAGAAUACACAAUUAGCUGUGAAAA
Molecule: messenger RNA, 643 nt
Organism: Ceratitis capitata (Mediterranean fruit fly)
Lineage: Eukaryota; Metazoa; Arthropoda; Insecta; Diptera; Tephritidae
Gene: PolE4
Product: DNA polymerase epsilon subunit 4
Exons: 2
Coding region: 138-575 (145 amino acids)
Cellular component (GO): nucleus; epsilon DNA polymerase complex
Molecular function (GO): protein heterodimerization activity
Source: RefSeq, a predicted model, not a curated record